This is a messenger RNA of Pelodiscus sinensis (Chinese soft-shelled turtle), 1021 nucleotides long. NCBI's taxonomy places the organism in Eukaryota, Metazoa, Chordata, Testudines, Trionychidae. The record is from RefSeq and is a predicted model, not a curated record.
CCAGGGUCUGGCACUUGUUUCAUUCCGGCUCCGGAGGGACAGAGGCAGGAAAGUCGCCUCGCCCAUUCGGCCCCUAGCACCCUGCUUAGCACCCAGCGUCCUCCCUUGUCAGCGCGCCUCCCGGAGACAUGGGGACACGGAGCCCAAGGCCUUGGGCUGUCCUAGGGGGCUGGCUGUGGCUCCUGCACGCUUGCGCAGGUCUGGGGCCCAGCACCACGGCAGGCCCAGCGGACGAGUCCCCCCCCGGAGCCGAGUUUCCCUCCACAGCAGAGAGCGGUUUGCUCCCUGCCGCAGGCCUGGCAGCCACGGAGACAGCGGGCCCGUGGGCAGAGGGAACUAGCAGGGCGGCCCAGUCUCCUCCGGCCCCGUCCGACGUGGCCGUGCUGCCCGGAGAACAUGCCCUUUCCAGCAGCCCUGCCAGUGAAGCAGGCCCCUCCUUUCCGGCAGAGGUUGAAACCACCGGUUUGGUGCCAGCACCGAGAGGGGACGAUGUAAAUUCCGACCUUGGGAUCGACGGGGAAACGGCGGCUUCCCCAGAGCCAGGAGGCAGCCGAGGGGCAGCAGCCCAGAGCCCUGCCGAAGAAGCAGACGCGUGGGCAAGCGCGACAAACACUCCAGAAGACGGGACGGUUGCCAUGACGCCCGCAGCAGAAGCGGCCGCCAUCUUGGCCUUGUUCGACGCCAGCCCCGCGGAGCCUCACCCCACCCGCGUCGGCCCUUCAGAGCUGGACGUGGCGGGUGCCGUUUCUGCCGCGCUCUCCAGCGGCACAACUUCCGCGCCUCUGCCGGCAGCUGCUGAGAGCCUGAGAGCGAUACCCGGCACCGGAGGCGGCCCAGACAACUCCACUGCCGUGUCCAGCAAAACGCCUCUUUCUCCAUCCAUUGGAGCUAGGGAGUCAAUUCCCACAGGCCUCCUGCCUCCUGCUGCCUCUGCUGGUGAGCUCCUUUUCUGAGACUGACAAGCCAGGGCAUGAUGGAGCUCACACUCCGGACCCCCCACAACCCACUCCAGAGAGCCAGA